CAGUGAAGAAAGAUGGCUUCCAUUAAACGACUGCUUUAUGACACACUGGAUGACCUGGAAAAAGACCAUUUCAAGAGAUUUAAGAGCUUCUUAAGAGAACAUGGACCUAUUCCUGCUUCUGUAUUGGAGAAGGCUGAGGCAACAGACACAGUGAAUCAGAUGCUGGAUCGUUUUGGAUCAGAAAGAGCUGUGAAGAUCACACUUGAUAUCCUGAAAAAGAUUAACCAGAACAAUCUUGCUGAACAGUUAGAGAACAAACACAAGGAAGCCUUUUUUACGGAGGAUUUAAUGCUGCAGAAAUGCUUGCAAAUUCACAAAACCAACAUGAAGAAGAAUGCAAAGUGUAUUUUUGAGGGCAACAAAGACAUUGACACAGAUCUCGAGACUGUUUACACAGAGCUGUUCAUUACAGAGGGAGAUAUGGAAGAUGUCAAUCAUGAACAUGAGAUUAUGAAGAUUGAUGAAGCUUUCAAGAACAGAAAAACACAGGACAAACAAUUCAAAUGCAAUGAUAUAUUUACUGAACUGAGGAAAAAUAAAGAGGAGAAGAUUGUGCUGACCAAGGGAGUUGCUGGCAUCGGAAAAACUGUCUCUGUGCACAAGUUCAUCCUGGACUGGGCAGAAGGAAACACCAAUCAGGAUAUAGACUGUGUGUUCCUGCUUCCAUUCAGAGAGAUCAACGUUAUUAAAGAUAAAGAGAUCAGUCUCCAUGAGUUUCUGCUGAAAUUUUAUCCUGAAUUGAAGGACCUGGAGAAAUCAAAGUUAUAUAAGGAAUGUAAACUAACGUUUAUAUUUGAUGGACUUGAUGAGAGUCGACUGCCGUUGAACUUUAAAAGCGACACACUGGACACUGUUGAGGAAAGAGCAUCUACAGAUGUGCUGUUUACAAGUCUGGUCAAAGGUAAGCUGCUUCCAUCAGCUCUUGUCUGGGUGACCUCACGACCAGCAGCAGCCAAUCAGAUCCCUCGUCGGUAUGUGGGUUUGUUCACAGAGGUGCGAGGAUUCACUGACCAACAAAAGGAGGAGUACUUCAAAAAGAGAAUCACAGAUGAGACUCAAGCCUCCAGAAUCAUCUCACACAUUAAGACAUCUCGUAGUCUCUACAUCAUGUGCCACAUUCCUGUGUUCUGCUGGAUCACAGCCACAGUACUUCAGGAUAUUCUCAUCAAGAACAAUACAGAGAACAUAAGCACAACACUCACUGAAAUGUAUAUUCACUUCCUGCGGAUACAGAUGGACAUGAAGAAUCAGAAGUAUGAUGAACAAGAAAGAGAACAUUCAGAGCACUUAAAAAUAAAUAGAGAGCUGAUUUUGAAGUUAGCCAAGCUAGCAUUUGAACAGCUGAAGAAGGAAAACAUUGUGUUCUAUGAGAAGGAUCUGAAAGAAUGUGGUAUUGAUGUGAGUAAAGACACUGAGUUCACAGGAAUGAUCGCUGAGAUUUUUAAGAUGGAAGAUGGACUUUAUAAGACAAAGGUUUUCUGCUUUGUGCAUCUGAGUGUUCAGGAGUUUCUUGCUGCAGUGCAUGUGUUCAUCUGCUACCUGAACAAGAACAGACAAGAGCUUCAGUUUUUCUUUGAAGAUUCACAAAAUACAGCCUGGCAAAAGCUUCCGUUCUUCUCAAGAAAUUUCAAAUUUCAUGACUUAACAAAGUGGGCCACUGAUAAAGCAAUGCAGAGUAAGAGAGGACAUCUGGACCUGUUCCUGAGGUUUCUGAUGGGAAUUUCACUGGAAUCCAGUCAGAACCUGCUCAAAGAUCUGAUCACACACACUAGAGACACCAGUGAGAGCAUUAGACAAACAACUGAAUACAUUAAAGAAUUACUGAAACAGGACAUCUCAGAUGAAACUUCAGUCAACCUAUUCUACUGCUUACUUGAGCUGAAAGAUAAUUCAUUAUAUGAGGAAAUCCAGAGUUACAUCAGUUCAGAUGAACAUCCAGGAAGAGACCUCUCAUCUUCAAUGUGCACAGUGUUGACCUACAUACUGCUGAUGUCAGAGAAGGUGCUGGAUGAGUUCAGUCCAAAGAGGUACACGUCACCUUCAAACUACAAGAGACUCAUCCCAGCUGUGAGAUGCUGCAGAAAAGCCCUAUUUGACGGCUGUGAUCUUAAUGUAACAUGCUGCAAUACUGUGUCUUCUGCUCUACAAUCGUCAAACUCUCAUCUGACGGAGCUGGACCUGAGUAACAAUCAGCUGCAGGAUUCAGGAGUGAAGCUGCUUUCUGAGGGACUGAAGAGUUCAAACUGUCAACUGAACAUACUGAGAUUGUCCUUAUGUAGUCUCACUGCUCAGUCUUGUGAGAGUUUGUCAUCAGUUUUACAAUCAUCAAGCACCUUUCUGAGAGAGCUGGACCUGAGUAACAAUGAUCUGCAGGAUUCUGGAGUGAAGCUUCUUUCUGAUGGACUCAAGAGUCCAAGCUCUAAGCUGGAGAUACUGAGGUUGUCUGGCUGUAUGGUGACAGAGGAAGGAUUUUCUUAUGUGUCUUCAGCUCUGACUUCACACCCCUCACAUUUGAGAGAGCUGGAUCUAAGCUAUAAUCACCCUGGAGAUUCAGGAAUCAAGCAGCUCUCUGAAAAACUGGACAAAUUCAACCACACCCUAGCAACCAUGUUUUUUAAUCAUGGAGGAGAAUCCAGGAUUACAGCAGGACUAAACAAAUAUGCCUUUUUUCUCACACUGGAUCCAAACACAGCAAGCACUGAUCUCAUUCUGUCUGAGGAGAACAGAAAGGUGGCACGUGUGAGAGAGAAACAGUCAUAUCCUGAUCAUCCAGACAGAUUUAAUAAGUUUCAUCAGGUGUUGUGUAGAGAGUGUGUGCGUGGACGCUGUUACUGGGAGAUUGAGUGGAGUGGAGAUUAUGCUGUGUUUAUAUCAGUGUCAUAUAAGAGCAUCAACAGUAAGGGAGAUGAGGAGUGUCUGUUUGGAAGUAAUGAUCAGUCCUGGAGUUUGAUCUGCUUUCCUGACAGUUACUCAUUCACUCACAAUAACAUAGAGACUGAUCUCAUUGUAGAGUCUAUCAUCAGGAGAAUAGGAGUGUUUGUGGAUGAAAGUGCAGGAACUCUGUCCUUCUACAGCGUCUCUGAAACAAUGAGCCUCAUCCACACAGUCCAGACCACAUUCACUCAGCCGCUCUAUCCUGGGUUUGGUUUUUUUUCUUAUGGAUCAUCAGUGAAACUGUGUUGACGAAUCAGAAGAGAU
Messenger RNA from Carassius carassius (crucian carp), 3198 nucleotides. Its product is annotated as NACHT, LRR and PYD domains-containing protein 3-like. The coding region runs from base 13 to 3183 and encodes 1056 amino acids. The record is from RefSeq and is a predicted model, not a curated record. The transcript is spliced from 8 exons. NCBI's taxonomy places the organism in Eukaryota, Metazoa, Chordata, Actinopteri, Cypriniformes, Cyprinidae. Gene Ontology annotation, molecular function: protein binding.